UUAUUAUGAAGAUGUGUUCAGCAGUUUUCCAAAACAUAAUAAAAUUUAAAAAUUAAAAUUAUUGUAGUUAAAUCAUUGAUAAUAGUUAAGAUAAUUCAAAUGUUUGUUAUUAAUGUGGCACACUUUCUGUACCGUGCUGAAGAUCCAGCUGCACUUGGUGUGGCACGAUUCUUUUAUGGCCUUAUAAUGCUGAUUGACAUAUUUGAAGAAAGAGGUCUCCAUUCAUUAGAACAAAGAUAUGGUGAUCCUGAUUUAUGUAUAUUUCCACUGUUCAAUGAUAUGCCUGUUUUUCCUCUUGAAUAUUUAUAUGCUAUGUAUUUGGUUAUGAUUUUGUGCUCAAUUGGUAUAAUGUUGGGUUUCAUGUUCAAACUUUCUUGUUUUGGAUUUACAGUUAUAUAUUGGUAUUUUUUUUUCUUAAAUAAAACCACAUGGAACAAUCAUUCAUACUUAUAUGGUUUGCUAAGCAUUUUGUGGCUUUUUAGCAAUGCUAAUUUUUAUUGGUCUGUUGAUAGUUUAAUAUGGCCAUCUAUUUAUAACAAACAAGUCCCACGUCUCAAUUACUUUAUUAUAAAGUUUCAGUUGUUCAUACUUUACUUCUAUGCUGGUAUUAAAAAGUUAGAUGCUGAUUGGACAAGUGGUUAUUCAAUGGCAGGUCUUGGAAAAUCCUGGGUCUUUGAUCCGUUUCACUUUUUUUUUUCAGAUGAAACAGUUGAUUAUUUAUUUGUUCAUAUUGGUGGUUUAGUAUUUGAUCUGUCUGUUGGCUUUUUAUUUCUUUAUGACAAGACAAGACCAUUAGGUUACUUCCUUGCUUAUUUUUUCCAUGGUAUGAAUGCAAUCAUCUUUAAUAUUGGGAUGUUCUCUUACAUGUGUAUGGCAAUGAUUCCAAUAUUUUCCGCACCAAACUGGCCCAAAAAAAUAAUUGGAAAAACACCUUGGUUUAUAAGGUUGUUACUACCAACUUGUAGUUCAGCUCAAGAAAAUGUUGAAUGCACAAACACCAAAACAACACAUCAUACUGAAACUUUAAAAAACAUUACUAGCUUUAAAAAUGAAAAAGAUUGUGAUUGGUCAUUUACAAUGAAUAAAGCAUUUAAAUGUAUCUUUUUUACUUUUUAUGUUGCUAUACAACUCUUCCUACCCUUUUCUCAUUCAAUCACAAAGGGAUAUAAUUCUUGGACAGAUGGUUUGUAUGGGUAUUCAUGGGACAUGAUGGUUCAUUCAUGGAACACGCAACAUGUGGUAGUCAAAGUUAUUGACGAUGUCACUGGAGAAAAGCAAUAUCUUCGACCAGGAGCAUUUACAAGCUCAAAGAGCCGAAUCUUCUCGCAUCCCGAUAUGAUAAAGCAGUAUGCUACAUGUUUAUCUAAAAGAUUGACUGAAGUUCCUGAUCUAAAUAUAACUAGUCCAAAGAUUUACUUUGAUGUUUGGACAUCACUAAAUAAACGUUAUCAGCAAAGAAGACUUGACCCACGCGUUGAUUUAGUUAAAGCACCAUGGUCCCCAACAAAGGAUACUCCCUGGUUAAUGCCCCUGCUUGUAGAACUUUCACCAUGGCGUGCACGAUUAGAAGAAUUAAAAAAAGUAAGCUCUGAGAAAAACUAUUCAGAUGUUGUCUUUGUUGCUGAUUUUCCAGGUUUAUCUCUUGAAAACUUUAUAGCUGAAGAUAUUGAAGCUAACAUUACUGUUUUAAGUGGUUUGGUUGUUAUUGAGGCAAAUGGUAAAAACGUUACACUUGCUGCUAACGAAACUUUAUCUCUUCCUGAAAAUGAUACCCACAUAGUUUAUACAAUUUCCAAAACUCCAUCUUGUUAUAUGUAUAUAUCACACAACAAAACAUGGGUAAAUAUGACAGAUGAUGACUUCAUUAACAGUGAUGAAGAACUUAAGAAAUCCAAAUUAGCAAAGGAAGAAUGGAAGUCGAAGACGAUUUUUGAAAAGUUGUUGUGGUUUUUAAAUAAAAAAUAUCGUUUAUAUAAACAAGAUGUGUAUCAGAUUUAUUUUGCAAUGAAAAUGAUAAUUGAUAUGGGUACAACUGUAGACGAUAAAGUACUUAAGAACGAUGAACUUUAGCUUUUGUUUUUAAAUUUUUAUAAAUUGG
Hydra vulgaris (swiftwater hydra) is the source of this 2098-nucleotide messenger RNA. Its product is annotated as vitamin K-dependent gamma-carboxylase. Gene Ontology annotation, molecular function: gamma-glutamyl carboxylase activity; vitamin binding. The record is from RefSeq and is a predicted model, not a curated record. Gene Ontology annotation, biological process: peptidyl-glutamic acid carboxylation. NCBI's taxonomy places the organism in Eukaryota, Metazoa, Cnidaria, Hydrozoa, Anthoathecata, Hydridae.